CUCUACACCCCCUUUAUAAAUCAUAGGUCUUCUUCCUCUUCCCCAGCACAACUUCUCUCAUCUCAUAAAAAGUGAGACAAAUUAGGAUAGAGAGAAAGAGAGGGAUCCAAGAACAUGAACCACACUCUGGAUGAUCAGAACAUGGCUUUUAUCUCUCAAUUGUACCCUGAUGUCUACACUCAGAUAGUACCACAACAAGGUGAAGUGAAGCCACCGAAACGAAGGAGAAAGAAGAGCAAAGCAGCGGUUGCUUCCGGAGAUGGAAGCAAUUGCUUGUUUAGGAAGAGAAAGCUUACCGAUGAGCAAGUGAACAUGUUGGAGAUGAGUUUUGGAGAUGAGCACAAGCUUGAGUCAGAGAGGAAAGAUAAACUUGCGGCGGAGCUAGGGCUUGACCCUCGUCAAGUUGCAGUUUGGUUUCAGAACCGUCGUGCACGGUGGAAGAACAAAAGGCUCGAGGAAGAGUACAACAAACUCAAAAACUCACAUGACAACGUCGUUGUCGACAAGUGCCGACUUGAGUCAGAGCUUCUUCAGCUCAAGGAACAGCUAUAUGAUGCAGAGAGGGAGAUCCAAAGAUUGGCAGAAAGAGUAGAAGGAGGCUCGAGCAACAGUCCAGUUUCUUCUUCAGUUUCGGUGGAAGCCAACGGGACGCCGUUUUUUGGAGACUAUAAAGUUGGAGACGACGGUGACGACUACAGUAACCUGUUUUAUCCGGUCCCUGAAAACAUCUACAUUGAUGGAGCUGAAUGGAUGAAUCUUUACAUAUAAAAACUCUAGCUUAAUGUAAUAUUUUAAUUGUAUCAACUAGUGUCGUGAAUUAGGGAAGACUAUUUUAGGUAAAUUGGUAGAUUAUAUAAGUGCUCUAUUUCUAAUGUACAAAUAGUUAAAAUAACUAUGGAUGUCUCGCUAGUGUAAUUUGGCAAUCGUGAUGUAAGCAACAGUUGUUACGUAGCUAA
Messenger RNA from Brassica napus (rape), 956 nucleotides. Its product is annotated as homeobox-leucine zipper protein ATHB-40-like. Gene Ontology annotation, cellular component: nucleus. Gene Ontology annotation, biological process: positive regulation of DNA-templated transcription. The transcript has 3 exons. The record is from RefSeq and is a predicted model, not a curated record. Gene Ontology annotation, molecular function: DNA-binding transcription factor activity, RNA polymerase II-specific; sequence-specific DNA binding. Bases 115 to 768 code for a protein of 217 amino acids. NCBI's taxonomy places the organism in Eukaryota, Viridiplantae, Streptophyta, Magnoliopsida, Brassicales, Brassicaceae.